CAAAGUCGAGGUAACUGGUCGUGUAUCAAUAAAACUUCUAGAACAAUCCAUGCACGAAUAGGUGAAUUAAAAAGGGAGAAUAAAGAAAGUCCGCAGUUUACCGUUCUUUUUCGGCGGUUUCCACGCAGAACAAUGUCCAUGUUUCCGGUGCAGAAUGGCUCACAUACAGAUAAUCAGCAAAAUAUCACACACGACGACAAUCACAAAUUACUGACGAUGGUUUACCGAACAGACCGCAAUUAAACGAAAUAAUGUUAUAACAAAAGUUGCAAAACGUGCAAGUUUGUGCUACAUGUAUCUCGCGAGCAUGCAGUGUAAACAAGUUGAUAGCACGCGGCCAUCUUAUAUUACGCACAACAAACACAAUAUCAACGCAUAAAAUAAGACUGAUUGCAAAUAAAAUAGACUCAAAUAACUUUAAAUAUACAUGCAGCGACAUCUAGCAUGACCUUCACAAGUGCUUCCGUUAAUUCCGAUGAUACACGAUGUUAGCCGAUGUUUAUUUCCAUUACCACGUGAAGUUUUGAGGUUGUUUAAAAACUGUUCAAAAUGGUUAAGAGAAAACAGAAAAAUCUAUGGAAACCUGUGGAAAUCGAGGGAUCACUGCUGGAUAAUGGAUUAGAUCUUGAUGGCCUGAUAGGUAUCGAGGAGUGCCACGAUUACGACUUGCAAGACUUUCUUCCAACUGAGUCUAAUGAACAAAGCCAACCAAAAAAAGGGCAGGCAACCCAGAAGAAAACCAAAAUAAAGAAAAAUAAAGCUAUCAAUGUUCAGGAUGGUGACAGUACACCAUCUAAAUGUGGUGCUACAAGCAUAGCCGGUGAUUUCCAGGUUGAACAGGUGCCACAAGAAAAUUUAGCUAAUGAUGAGACUGUUGAUUUUAAAGCUUGGCAAAUUGUGCCACUGCAUGAAAAGCUUUUGAAAGGUUUGAUUGAUUUAAAAUUUCAAUAUCCAACCGAAAUUCAACAGCUGACACUUCCAGCUGCAAUAUUAGGUAAAAGAGAUAUUCUUGGUGCAGCAGAAACUGGCAGUGGCAAAACACUUGCUUUUGGGUUGCCUAUACUAGAAGGCAUAUUAAAACAUGAACAAUCUAAUGAAAAAUUACUACAUGCAUUAAUCCUGGCUCCAACAAGAGAAUUAGCAAUACAAAUCAGAAACCAUUUGGUUGCAGUUGCCAAACACACUCAAAUUAAAAUAGCUGUUAUUGUAGGCGGCUUAGCGUCCGCAAAACAAGAGCGCGUUUUAAAAUCUUCACCUGAAAUAGUUGUUGCUACUCCUGGCAGAUUGUGGGAGUUGAUUCAACAGGGCAAUGAACAUCUCUCCCAGCUUGAAGAAAUCAAAUACCUAGCUAUAGAUGAAACUGACAGAAUGUUAGAAAGAGGACAUUUUAAUGAACUAGAAUUGAUUUUAGAAAAAAUCAACAUGAAUGAACGCAAUCGCCAACGACGACAAAAUUUCGUGUUUUCUGCAACACUCACAAUGAUUCACGAAUUACCGGCGCAUGUAUUAAUGAAGAAAAAACUCAAGGCAAAGAGACGCAUUGAUAAUUUAACCCCGAUGGAUAAAUUAAAAAAAGUUGUUGAUUCUUUAGGAAUCACAAAUCCUAAGGUUGUGGAUAUCACACAACAGAGCAAAGGAAAAGCACAGAAUUUGACCGAAUGCCGUAUUACUUGCGAUAUUGACGAGAAAGAUUAUUAUGUGUACUAUUUUUUGCAAAGGCAUCCUGGCAGGACGUUAAUAUUUUGUAAUUCAAUAGGAUGCGUGAAACGACUGACCACUCUAUUAGGUUUACUGGGCUGUGAGCCAAUGGCGUUGCAUGCAUCGAUGCAGCAACGCCAACGAUUAAAAAAUCUAGACAGAUUUCGUGAUAGGGAAGAUAGCGUCUUGAUUGCGACAGAUGUAGCGGCGAGAGGGUUGGAUAUCCCUGCUGUCCAGCAUGUGCUACAUUAUCAAACCCCUCGCACAGCUGAGGGAUACGUGCAUCGUUCUGGUAGAACAGCGCGUGCUUCGUCCGAAGGCAUCGCAGUUCUUCUGGUUGAAACAGGAGAACUUCAAAAUUAUUUACGAUUAUGUCGGACCCUAGGAAAAACGGAAGAUUUACCCUCAUUUCCCGUACAAGAGCAUUACCUAAAUGCGGUCAAACAACGUGUGAAUCUCGCCCGGCAAGUGGACAAACUCGACCUGCAGGUGCGCAAGGCAAACGCCGAGAGUGGAUGGUACGAAAAAGCAGCUGAGGAAAUGGAUAUUAUUAUCGAUAAUCCCUCCUUGAAGUACGACUUAGACGAGGCGCAUGGAUUAAAGAAGUCAGCGCAAGUCAGGCGCAAGCAAUUGACCGCCAUGUUGGCGAAACCUAUCUUUCCAACUGGACUUAUAAGCGGAAAAUAUCCGCUUAGUU
Molecule: messenger RNA, 2395 nt
Organism: Dalotia coriaria
Lineage: Eukaryota; Metazoa; Arthropoda; Insecta; Coleoptera; Staphylinidae
Product: ATP-dependent RNA helicase DDX24
Exons: 3
Molecular function (GO): ATP binding; RNA helicase activity; nucleic acid binding
Source: RefSeq, a predicted model, not a curated record